Messenger RNA from Monodelphis domestica (gray short-tailed opossum), 1732 nucleotides. RefSeq names its product histone H2B type 2-E. The record is from RefSeq and is a predicted model, not a curated record. NCBI's taxonomy places the organism in Eukaryota, Metazoa, Chordata, Mammalia, Didelphimorphia, Didelphidae. Gene Ontology annotation, molecular function: DNA binding; structural constituent of chromatin; protein heterodimerization activity. Gene Ontology annotation, cellular component: nucleosome.
CCGACGCCAGCCAAUUGCGAAGCAGAUUUGGAAAUCCUCAUUUACAUACGCCCCACCCACAGGGGGCGGACUUACCUGGUCCUGUCCACUCAGCCAGGGGAGUCGGUCAUUCCUCAUUUGAAUAGGAGUCCUACAAAUAGCUUCUCCUGCUCGCUGUCUGCUCCACUCUUCUCUCCUGCUCUUGCUUCUCUUGCAAACUUGAGCGUCUACCAUCAUGCCCGAACCUGCCAAGUCGGCUCCGGCUCCGAAGAAGGGCUCCAAGAAAGCCGUUACGAAGGCCCAGAAGAAGGACGGCAAGAAGCGCAAGCGCAGCCGCAAGGAGAGCUACUCCAUCUACGUGUACAAGGUGCUGAAGCAGGUCCACCCGGACACGGGCAUCUCGUCCAAGGCCAUGGGCAUCAUGAACUCCUUCGUCAACGACAUCUUCGAGCGCAUCGCCGGCGAGGCUUCCCGUCUGGCGCACUACAACAAGCGCUCCACCAUCACUUCCAGGGAGAUCCAGACGGCCGUGCGCCUGCUGCUCCCCGGGGAGCUGGCCAAGCACGCCGUGUCGGAGGGCACCAAGGCCGUCACCAAGUACACCAGCUCCAAGUAACUUGGAGACGUGGAGUCCCGGGACAUCUCGAUGUCCCCCAACACACAACGGCUCUUUUCAGAGCCACCCACUUCUCUCACUGAGAAAGAGCUGACGCCGCAAGUUGACUUGCUUUCUUUGGGGCUGCUGCCCCGGGGCGCCUCUUGUCUCUCAACUCGCGCCCGGGCGGGAGAAAAGGGGAAGGGCUUGCGGGCUGCGGGUCGUCCUGAAGCGUCCCAGGACCUGCUUAGCUUUCUUGUCUCUUAGCUGAAGCGAUCUCAAACCGGACGGAGGGAGGGCUUUACACCCUAAAGAGAACCCCCCCUCCCCCGACCCCGCUUUUCUGAACACACAGUCGAGUUCCGGGAGCCUGUGCCCCACAGUUGCAACCCCACAACAGAAUCAUUCAUUCCUCUCCUUGGUACAGAGUCCGGGCAGCUCUGAGGCCCUAAUCAGCCAGUCCGACAGGUAGCCAGACGUGGCACCUUUCGAACGCGUGCUCCUGUGGCUGCCCAGCCUGGGCGCCAGGCACAUCCACCCCGCGUCGUGGACAUACUCUCCCUUGCUUUCUUCCAUCUCCAAGGGGAGGGAAAGAGGGUCCAGGAGCGAACCCCAAUGGCUUUUGACCUAUUUCCCCUGAAAAACACAUCCGUGAGAGAAUAACUUUGAAGUUUAUCUGCCGGCUCAGUCGUUAACAGUAUCUGCAAUGGCCCUUUCUUGUUUCUGGGUUGGGUUUUCAUACGGGGCCCGACACCCCUCGUGAAGGUGCCCUAGAUAAGGAUUCCCCCAAUGCCUUCUUAAUUUGACUUAAUAAGAUUUAGUAGGCUCCUAAUCACGACCUAAUCACAUCAACCUGCCUCUAUUUCCUGAGCCUCCCCUCCUCCCGCAGACUUACUUUUGUUAAAACUGGAUCAUCAAUGAAACAAAUUUUUUCCUAUAAUUGGCAUCUGUCGUUUUACAUUUUGGGUUUCAAAUUUUCUCCCUUUCUCCAUUUCCUACCUAAUGUAACAAAUUUUGGUGGAGGUGUGCACGUAUUCAACUACUCAACUACGGAAAAGGCAAAAAUGUGAUAUCAGUUACAAAUAGGAUUUUAUGGAAAAUAUAUGUCUAUAUUUUCCUUGUUGGAGAAAAGAAUGAAAAAUAAAAGUAUAAAAAGCA